This is a messenger RNA of Adineta steineri, 667 nucleotides long. NCBI's taxonomy places the organism in Eukaryota, Metazoa, Rotifera, Eurotatoria, Adinetida, Adinetidae. The record is from the annotation of a GenBank genome assembly.
AUGCCACACAAUAUACCAUUUUUUUAUCGCCUCUACACAGGAGACAUUUUAUCCGUGAAACAACUUCGCCAUGCCCUUCAACUAACUGUAACCAAACAUGGAUCACUUCAUACAUCACUCAUCUAUGAUUCUGACAACAAUCAACUCAUGCAGAGAGUUCUUACUCAACAAGAUAGCAACGAUGAUAUGUUUACAAUUACUGAAAGUAGUUAUGAAACUGAUGAACAACUCAAUGCUAUCAUCGAAAAUGAGAAAUAUAAUCCUCAUCUUUUUCAUCUUGCUCAAGGUCUUGUCUUUCGAUGUCAUAUUAUUUACUAUAAACAAAUCUCUUCAAACAGUAUCCUUUCUAAUAAAGAUCUACUUAUUUUCAAUUUUCAUCAUGCUUUAUUUGAUUUUCCAUCGAUGGAUAUAUUUCUUCAUGAUCUUAAUCAAGCAUAUACAACAGGUCAACUGACAACUGAUACCGAUACCACUCUACGUUAUAUUGAUUAUGCUGUUAUUGAACAACAAAUGUCAAUAAGUGGUGCAAGCAUGUUUUGGUUUGAUAAACUUCAUAAUUGUCAUCUUGAUCAAUCGUUAUCACUACCAUACGAUCGAUAUCGUCUUUCAAAUGAACAUCCAACUGGUCGUGGAACAUCUCUUUCAUUUGAUUUUGGUCUAGAUCUUU